Molecule: messenger RNA, 762 nt
Organism: Dendroctonus ponderosae (mountain pine beetle)
Lineage: Eukaryota; Metazoa; Arthropoda; Insecta; Coleoptera; Curculionidae
Gene: IscU
Product: iron-sulfur cluster assembly scaffold protein IscU
Exons: 1
Coding region: 123-590 (155 amino acids)
Biological process (GO): intracellular iron ion homeostasis; iron-sulfur cluster assembly
Cellular component (GO): mitochondrial matrix; cytoplasm
Molecular function (GO): ferrous iron binding; 2 iron, 2 sulfur cluster binding
Source: RefSeq, a predicted model, not a curated record
CCUUGUUGACAAUCGUGACAAUCAAAGGUUAAGUUGAAUAACGAAACGUUCUAAAACGAACUAAAUAUUUCCACUUCGCACAAUUUCACAGAUUAAUUUCCCUCGUUCAGGACAUCACAAAAAUGGCUUUAAAUUCCAGUUCCACGCUUUUGAAAUCAUUUUGUGGAUCGUGCAAUCCAUUCAGAGUGUUGGUUGCAUCGUAUCACCCAAAAGUGAUUGAUCAUUACGAAAACCCACGCAAUGUGGGCUCUUUGGACAAAAACGACCAAAGUGUGGGCACUGGCCUAGUAGGGGCGCCUGCUUGUGGAGAUGUCAUGAAGCUGCAAAUCAAAGUUGAUGAAAAUGGAAAAAUCGUGGAUGCCAAAUUCAAAACGUUUGGAUGUGGCUCAGCCAUCGCCAGCAGCUCUUAUACAACUGAAUGGGUGAAGGGAAAGUCAGUUGAUGAAGCACUGGGUCUGAAGAACACCGAAAUCGCUAAGGAAUUGUCUUUACCUCCAGUUAAGCUACAUUGCUCGAUGCUGGCAGAAGAUGCCAUAAAAGCCGCAUUAUCUGACUACAAAAUAAAGCAGAAGAAAGAAUCUCUACCAUAAGUUUGCACGGUUUUAAUGGGUACCAUAGGUUUGUUAAAAGCAUUGAGUAAACAGGAAUAAAUCAGAAAUUUCACUGUGCUGAUCUAUGGUAAUAAUUGAAUGUGAUAUUUUAGAGAACUAGUUGGAUUAAUGUAUUGAAAUAGAAACAAAAUAAAUUAGGUAAAUAGUAAAA